UCGGACGGUCAACGACAGGGGCAGGCUUCAUUUUGUCCGAAGCGAGCUCUGCGUCUCGUGCGGGUGUCUCGUCGGAGUAGUUUUUAGUGCGCGUCUCCUAGUCCGGGCGUUUUGGGGGAAAAACGGUUUUUGGCCAUGCGCUGGCAUCAUCAUCACAGGGGAAAAGAAGCAGUCUUACCAAUCAACACCCUUCCGUGUGCCAACGACACAUUUUGCAGCUGUGCAUCCGAAUUCAACAUAUCAAGCAAAAAACAAGUGAAACAGCAGCAGCAGCAGUCAUAAAGGACAUCAGUUUGUGCCGUCGUCAUCUCUCGCCCUUAAUCGCCAUUGAACUCGCCUUAAACUCGCGUGUGCCUUUUCGCAAUUUGUGUGUGCGUGUGUGGUGUGUGUGUGUAUGGGCGUGCUGUGCGCGCGCUCGCGCCCUGUCUCUGUGUGUGUGUGUGUGUUUAUAUACAUAUUUGUGUCGUAUUUUAAUGUGCAGACUCACCUUCUGCACCUGGUCUGGGUUUAAGAAGGUGCGCAAGAUUUUACCUCGGAAAAGUACCGAAAAGCACGACCCCCGUGAUAACUAGUUUGAGGAAAUCGAAUCCAAACCAGCCGAACCGCACGCACCUCAAUGCCCGUUCAAUGCUGUGUAGGGAGACGACCCAGCGGAACGUCAGUGUAACGAUUGUGGAUGUGAACUUCGUAGUACGAUAAAACCUUUGGAAAAGCAAAAGAAAAAAAAGGAAGCACCCAAAGUGUUGGACUGACAGUGAAGAAAGAAAGCGAAAGAAUCCAACCACGGGAUACUCUAGUCUCGACGAAACGCGAACUAAACGAAAUCGAAUGCAAAUGUCAAGCUUGGUGCCGACAUUCGCCCACUCGCAGCAUCAUCACCUUCACCAUCAUGUCAUCGAACACUGACCUCAGCUUCGAAUGGUCAUUGCUCACCAAGAAGGACUGUCUCAAAUGGAAUACGGCCGGAGGCAAAAUAAAAAAUAGGGAGAAAUUAAAGGCAACAUUAUGAGCGGCCUAACGAGCGACGUGUUCGAUGAGCAUCUCGUCGACGAAAGCUCACAGUACAUGCUGGACGAUUUGCAACUGGCAGCGGAACUUGGGAAAACAUUACUGGAGCGUAACAAAGAGCUCGAGGCAACGCUAAAGCACCAUCAGAAUAUUAUUGAUGAUCAUGUACAGGAAAUAGAGUAUUUAACAAAACAGAAUGCUGCCCUACGGGAGGUGAACGACUCGAGGAUGAAGAUCUACGAGCAGCUAGAAGUGAGCAUUCAAGAUCUGGAAAGGGACAAAUACAAGCUAGCGCUCGAAUACCAGGCGGAGAAGAAACAUGUAAAACAGCUGUGUAGCAAUAUAGAGAGCUUAGAAACCAAAGUAGAGGAGCUAACGAGAUCACUUGAGGACGCUAGACGGCAAGCGGAAGCGGAUCGACGGACCAAGCAAACGGAACGGUUGCUCAAUCAGCAGCAACAGCAGCAGCAACAGUUAGCGGGACUGCCAAUUGUAAAACUCAAUAGCCAAACCAGCCAUGCAUCGAAAGACGCCAUACCUGCUGUUACGCCACAAGAGGACGAUAGCACCAGUCGACAAACAGAAGAAUCAUGUCAACAGGCCAAACCAACGUCCACGACACCGGCGAAGAACAGUGUGACCGUACUGCCGUCUCUGGAGGGUGAUGAUAAUCAAGACGACCGGGACGGUGGUACAGGUACGGAGGAGCACAUACUAAGCGAGGAUAAUGAGGAGGUACUGCGCAUUAUGGAGGAACUGCAACGUACGCAAAAGAGUCUCCUGUCCGAACAGGGCAAGGUGGGCGAACUGGAGGAACAGCUGGCGGUGAUUGCCCAGGAAAAUACGGCACUCCAGUCGAAGUUGCUGAAUGCACGCUCGUACGAAAUACAGUCCGUGCACGAUGAGCUGUCAAUGCUGGCAGAGUUCCGGCAAGGACAGGUGUGUACCAGAUGUUUGCGAGAUCUUGGCGAGCAGCCGGACACGGACUCCAUCAUUACUGGCACCGAGGACGACGACGCCAGCUUGAUGGAUCUCAUACACAACGUGGAUACACCGAAGGUGUUCCGGUCGUCUGUCACGAUGGAGAUACUUCCGACGAAACCGGAUAGUUUGGAUCUUUCCGCUAGCGAAUGUGCCGGUCCGACCAAUCCAUACCGUGAGCUAGUGGAAAAGUAUGAAGCCCUGCUCGAGGUGCAUCGUCAGCCAAUAGUGCGGAAGGCAUCGGCGACGACGGCAUCAGCCGGUGCGGCAACGGUCGGCUCUGGUAACAAUACGCCGGUUGACAGCUGUCAGCCGCAGCAACUGCUGGUGGAUUCCGUUGAUGGUGUACCGGCACCACGCUACAUGAUCCAGUUCAAUCCCGCCAUCGUUGCGUGCGGUCCCCAGGAAAGGCAUGCGGGAGAGCAGAGUAUCAGGGCGGCAGCGGUCGCCGCAACCGAAUGUUCGGAAACGGAAACAGCCAGCUCGGGAUAUUCGGACGAGGUUAGCAACAAGGCGACCCAAACGGAUGAGAGUCCGCGCAACUUUCUCUGCACAAUCGCAGACGGCAAGGACUGGCGGUUCAGUAUUUACGAGGAUGAGAGUGCAAUCGAUUCACGGUUCCGCUUCAGUCCAGCGCAUCGCGAACUGUUCCGUGAGAUAUUUAGCGUGCUGCGUAAGGCGGCCGAAAAUCGGGACGAGGGUGAUCAGCUGCCACUGUUGGAUGAUACGAAACCGAUCGGUGGUGUUGUCGUGGGCAGAGGUACAACCAAUCCGGUACCGCCGGUAACACCGGCGAACGAGGAACCGCCCGCCGGUUUCAGCAUAGAGGAGGAGGACGAGGAGGAUGACGAUGAAACGGUCAGCUUCAUCUCAUCUUCCGCCGUCAGUGAGCAGUCCUUUGCAAUGUCCGAGUGUAUCACUAAGUCAGAACGUCGGCGUAUCGCACGGCAGGCGAAAGCCGCCUGUCGGUACGGCGAGGAGGAACCGAAACCACUCGAAAGUCAUCACACCGAUGAUCCGACCCAGCGGCAGCAGCUUCAGACCUUACCAGGUUCGGCCGAUGGGCACGUACUACCGGCCCAGCUAGACUACAUCUCCGUAACGGUCGGUGUACACAAGCGCAAGUCACGCCGCCGAAGUCACCGGCGAGAUACUAAACAGACGAUGGAAAUCAAUCCACAGACACCGCCACGUACAGGAAGUGCACGCAAGAAUCGACCCUCCUUCCGACCCUGGAACCCGGAACGGGACAGUUCCAGCGUAGCACCGGGCGAAUGGAACGGCAACUCACUGACCGUCUACAAUCGGGCCAUAAAUAAAACGGGCCAGUCUGCAACGGGUACGAACAAUGGAGGUACUACCCUGUCCGACGCUACCGGCGCGUGUCCGGCAGCGAUACCCAAAACCCGACGCUCCGGUGAAAAGAAACGGAAUUCGUCAGGCAUUCGCAACCGUUACGCCGACCUAAUGGAUGAUGCACACGGUGAUGAGGUGGUUGAAUUCCGACCCUCGACUGCAUCCCAGCACCUGCACAAACUACAGAAACUGGAUCUCUCGUACGCGGAAGUACUGCGCCGUGCGGAUGGUAGCAAUCCCUUCCCAGCCCGACGCCAAUACACUAAGCAGCAGUAGUCAGCGCGUGUACGAUUCUGUUCCUCCCCACUCCUCCGGAGGUUCAAAAACAGCUAUCCUGAAAACUGAAUGUAGAAAACUGCAAAUAAAAACUUCCUCCUCAAAGUCGCGUUAUUUAGAAUACAAAUUCAAAACAAAA
Molecule: messenger RNA, 3760 nt
Organism: Anopheles funestus (African malaria mosquito)
Lineage: Eukaryota; Metazoa; Arthropoda; Insecta; Diptera; Culicidae
Gene: centrocortin
Product: cerebellar degeneration-related protein 2
Exons: 9
Coding region: 1006-3621 (871 amino acids)
Source: RefSeq, a predicted model, not a curated record